GUCUGGAGCAGGCUGCUGUCUAUUAUGCCUCAGCCAUCAAGCUGAAGCCCCGAGACCCCAGACUCCACUUCCUCCUGGGGCUGGCCCUAGAGGAGCAACACUAUGCAGCAGAGAUGUACGGACUGAGGAGGAAAUCUGAUGGGGACGUUGAGGACCUGAGCAGUCCAAGUCCACGGCGCGUCAGGAUGACAUCCUGGCUGUGUGUAAGCUGCAUGGCUUCCCUGGCACGCCUACCAUGGAGAACCAGCUCCAGGCCCUGGACACAGAGUACCACCAGCUGAAAGAGCAGGGCCAGUCAGGCAAAGCAGACUACAUUCAGACUCUGUUCAUCUUCCUCUCCAAGAAGGCUGGCAAGGAUGGCAGUGCGGGCGUGGGGGACGAAGAGAGCUGUAUCCACCGGGCCCUUCUGAAGUACCUGGAUGCCUGGUCGCUGAACCAGGACUUCUGGGAGUACAACCUCCACGUGGGGCGUAUGCUGCUGCUGCAGAAGAGGAACAGGGAGGCACUGCAGCACCUGCAGACCGGACUGGCCCUGCGGCCCUCACAGCCAGCACUUAGGUUCUUCACAGGUCUGGCUCUACUGCUACAGGAGGAAGCCUCAGAGGCUGUGGAGAAGGAGGCAGCCCUGUUUUUACAACAAGGCCUGGAGCAUGUUAUAGCACAGUCCUGCAACACGGAGAACAACUACAGUGGUUUGGAGCCGAGCGUGACAGACCCUCUGUCCAGUGUGAGAACACAGUUCCUGCGUGGCUGCCUCACCCUAGGUGCCCUCCAACAGAAGAACACUCUCUCUCAGAAGCCAAUGAGCUCAGAGCAGGUCUAUCACACUGUUGCGGUGCUGGCAGCCCGCGGUGUGUGUCGGUGCGUGUGUCGGGACGAGGUGGCCCAGCAGCUGGAGUGGGUGUUGCUAGAUGCCCACUUUGCCCUCCUCCAGAGCCUCAUUCAGCAAAAGAAGGCUGCUGGGUUGACUCAGGGUCAGGGCAAACAGGGAGAGACAGAGAGACAGGCCUGGGUGGCCAAGAGGUGUCAGGCUCUCACAGGUCUGAUCCGCCUCACCUCCAUCCCCGCCUGCAGGGAGCUGAUGGACAUGCAAGAGAAGGUCUGCCAGGUCGCCGUGGUAACGACUCCUCGUGACAGCCACGCGCUGUGUCUCCUGGGGCUGGCCCAGCUGGCUCAGUGUGACAACGACCACGGCUCCCAGAGGUUAGAAGGAGCCAUUGCCAACGCCUGCCUCAGCUUCCAGGCAAGCAUCGAACUGGAGGACAAGCCUCAGAGCGGAGAGCCACCCACACAGCUCACUAAGCAGCAGUGGUGGCAGGACAGGCUGGCAGCAGACAAGGAGAAGGCAGUCAAGGGGACAGCCAGCCAGGGAGCGGGCGGGGGUGGUUCUGGGCCUCCUGACACUGCAGUGGCUGCCGGGAGAGGAUGUGGGCGUGGCAUGGGAGGUCCUGCUAGAGGGGGUACUGCGGCUGCAGCCAAGACCCCCACGAGAGGAGGCAAGACUGCCCCUCCAGCCAAAAACACCCCCCCUCUACUGCCCCUCCACCAAAAACACCCCUUCUACCCCCCAGCCAAAAACACCCCUUCUACCCCAGCCAAAAACACCCCUUCUACUGCCCCUCCAGCCAAAAAAACUGCCCCUCCAGCCAAAAACACCCCUUCUACUGCCCCUCCAGCCAAAAACACCCCCCCUUCUACUGCCCCCCUCCAGCCAAAAAAACACCCCUUCUACUGCCCCUCCAGCCAAAAACACCCCCUCUACUGCCCCUCCAGCCAAAAACACCCCUUCUACUGCCCCUCCAGCCAAAAACACCCCUUCUACUGCCCCUCCAGCCAAAAACACUGCCCCUCCAGCCCUUCUACUGCCCCUCCAGCCAAAAACACCCCUUCUACUGCCCCUCCAGCCAAAAACACCCCUUCUACUGCCCCUCCAGCCAAAAACACCCCUUCUACUGCCCCUCCAGCCAAAAACACCCCUUCUACUGCCCCUCCAGCCAAAAACACCCCUUCUACUGCCCCUCCAGCCAAAAACACCCCUUCUACUGCCCCUCCAGCCAAAAACACCCCUUCUACUGCCCCUCCAGCCAAAAACACCCCUACUGCCCCUCCAGCCAAAAACACCCCUUCUACUGCCCCUCCAGCCAAAAACACCCCUUCUACUGCCCCUCCAGCCAAAAACACCCCUCCAGCCAAAAACACCCCUCUCUACUGCCCCUCCAGCCAAAAACACCCCUUCUACUGCCCCUCCAGCCAAAAACACCCCUUCUACUGCCCCUCCAGCCAAAAACACCCCUUCUACUGCCCCUCCAGCCAAAAACACCCCCCUGCCCCUCUACUCCAAAAACACCCCUCUACUGCCCCUCCAGCCAAAAACACCCCUUCUACUGCCCCUCCAAAACACCCCCUCUACUGCCCCUCCAGCCAAAAACACCCCUUCUACUGCCCCUCCAGCCCCUCCAGCCAAAAACACCCCUUCUACUGCCCCUCCAGCCACACCCCUUCAAAAACACCCCUUCUACUGCCCCUCCAGCCAAAAACACCCCUUCUACUGCCCCCCCUCCAGCCAAAAACACCCCUUCUACUGCCCCUCCAGCCAAAAACACCCCUUCUACUGCCCCUCCAGCCAAAAACACCCCUUCUACUGCCCCUCCAGCCAAAAACACCCCCUACUACUGCCCUUCCAGCCAAAAACACCCCUCUACUGCCCCUCCAGCCAAAAACACCACCUCUACUGCCCCUCCAGCCAAAAACACCCCCUCUACUGCCCCUCCAGCCAAAAACACCCCCUCUACUGCCCUUCCAGCCACCGUGUCUCCAUCCAGGGGGCAAGUUGGAGCAGCCAAAACUCCUGGUCCUGCCAAGCCAAGCAACUCCAAGACCCAGCUCAUCUCCCCCAGCAAGUCUAAACCAGACUGCUCCUCAAGCCCAGCCAAACCUGGGCCCACAGAAGGUCCACGAUGCGUACAUUGAGCUGGCAGAGAUGCUGGGGCAGUCCGACCCGCUGGCUGCUGUAGAGGUGUACUGUCGGUUCCCCCUGAAGCCCGUCUCAGAGCAGAACUUUGACGACGCCUUCAUCACCGGAGAGAUCGUACGCAUCCUGAUGAAACAAGGCCUCUACGAGCACCCAGAGCUGAGACACAACCUCAUCGCCUACGGGAAAGUCAUGGGCCUGGGUUGCCUUGAGAAAUACAUCAACAUCCUGGAAGGGAAGUUCAUGAGCAGCCUUCUGAAGAGAGUGUAUGCUGGGAUCCAUGACAAAUCAGUGGAAGACAAGGAUCUGCAGGACUUCUUCAAGUUCAAGUGCUGGAUAUGAACUUUCCUUUCAUAAAGAGACGGGCUGUUUAUUCCUUGAUCAAAGUAUGAAUGUAUCUCUUUAGACCAAUCGGCUAGUCGCAUCAUCUUUAGACCAAUCGGCUAGUCGCAUCAUCUUUAGACCAAUCGGCUAGUCACAUCAACUUUAGACCAAUAGGCGAGUCACAUCAUCUUUAGACCAAUCGGCUAGUCGCAUCAUCUUUAGACCAAUCGGCUAGUCGCAUCAUCUUUAGACCAAUCGGCUAGUCGCAUCAUCUUUAGACCAAUCGGCUAGUCGCAUCAUCUUUAGACCAAUCGGCUAGUCGCAUCAUCUUUAGACCAAUCGGCUAGUCGCAUCAUCUUUAGACCAAUCGGCUAGUCGCAUCAUCUUUAGACCAAUCGGCUAGUCGCAUCAUCUUUAGACCAAUCGGCUAGUCGCAUCAUCUUUAGACCAAUCGGCUAGUCACAUCAACUUUAGACCAAUAGGCGAGUCACAUCAUCUUUAGACCAAUCGGAUAGUCACAUCAUCUUUAGACCAAUCGACUAGUCACAUCAUCUUUAGACCAAUCGACUAGUCACAUCAUCUUUAGACCAAUCGACUAGUCACAUCAUCUUUAGACCAAUCGGCUAGUCGCAUCAUCUUUAGACCAAUCGGCUAGUUACAUCAUCUUUAAACCAAUCUGCUAGUCACAUCAUCUUUAGACCAAUCGGCUAGUCGCAUCAUCUUUAGACCAAUCGACUAGUCACAUCAUCUUUAGACCAAUCGGUGAGUCGCAUCAUCUUUAGACCAAUCGGCUAGUCACAUCAUCUUUAGACCAAUCGGCGAGUCGCAUCAUCUUUAGACCAAUCGACUAGUCACAUCAUCUUUAGACCAAUCGGCUAGUCGACAGAGUGAAACAUCUGUCGUUGUACCCUUGAGCAAGGCAGUUAACCCCCGCCCCCCGACACACACACAGCAACAGCUUCCCAGGCGACCAAUCUGGCAGUCCC
This is a messenger RNA of Oncorhynchus gorbuscha (pink salmon), 4281 nucleotides long. RefSeq names its product nascent polypeptide-associated complex subunit alpha, muscle-specific form-like. The record is from RefSeq and is a predicted model, not a curated record. Gene Ontology annotation, molecular function: protein binding. The transcript is spliced from 13 exons. Bases 236 to 3313 code for a protein of 1025 amino acids. NCBI's taxonomy places the organism in Eukaryota, Metazoa, Chordata, Actinopteri, Salmoniformes, Salmonidae.